Molecule: messenger RNA, 1884 nt
Organism: Petromyzon marinus (sea lamprey)
Lineage: Eukaryota; Metazoa; Chordata; Hyperoartia; Petromyzontiformes; Petromyzontidae
Source: RefSeq, a predicted model, not a curated record
GACGCGGGGAGACACGGCGGAGACGCGGGGAGACACGGCGGAGACGUCGGGACGAGAAGGAGACACAGCGUAGACGCGGGGAGACGCUGUGGAGACGCCGGGACAGACGCUGGGACGCACGGGAGAGACACGAAGGCUCGGGGAGACGCAGCGGCGAGGCACGGGAGGGACGCGGCGGGGAGGCCGGGCGGUGAGGUCAGGCCCAGCGAAAUGUCGUCGCUGUACGGAGUCCGCGCCUGGAAGGAGUGGGUCCAGAGCCUGGGAGCCUCGCAGCACCGGCGGGGGGAGAUUGAGGUGCGGGCCGACCCGCUCAGCUGCACCUCCAUCGAGCUGAGCUACGGCCUCUGCCGCUUUCUCCGGGAGGCCCGGAGGCCCAACGGCCGGGCCUACCAGCCAGACAGCCUCUACUACCUGUGCCUGAGCCUGCAGCACUACCUGUUUGAACACAAGCGGAUCGACAACAUCUUCACUGACGUCUACUACAGCCGCUUUAGCGAGGAGCUCUCACUGCUCCUGCAGAACUGGCGGCCGCGUCUACUGCCGAGCGGCGAGCUGCACUCCCGGGUGGAGGAGGAGCACCUGUGGCAGUGCAAGCAGCUGGGCGCCUUCUCCCCGGCUGUGCUGCUCAGCACGCUGCUCUUCUUCAACGCCAAGUUCUUUCGCCUGCACUCGCUCGAGGAGCACCUGGCCCUGUCAUUUGGCCACAUCACCAAAUAUCACCGCAAGGGCACCACCACCACCACCAAGUCCGUCUGUCUCUGCCUCUACCCAGCCACCGACGCGCAGAGGGAGGCCGAGCGCCAGGCCUCCGGCUAUCGGCGUCGGCGUGACGAGGAGCUGUGGCUGCUACAGCCGGAGAAUGUUGACAACCCGCUGAGGUGCCCGGUCCGCCUGUACGAGUUCUACCUCUCCAAGUGCCCCGAGGCCGCCAAGAGCCGUAACGACGUCCUGUACCUGCAGCCGGAGCUCGCUUGUGUCCCCGACAGCCCCCUGUGGUACGCACAGCGGCCGCUGCAGCCGGCGCUGCUGGCCACCAUGCUAGCGCGCAUCACCAGCGUGCGCCAGGUGCACUGCUCCACCGCCUCCUCCGCCUCCACUGCCUCCGCCUCCACCGCCUCCUCCGCCUCCUCGCCGCCCGCCACCGUCACCGACGCGGCGGCCGCUGACGGUGGCGGUGCCGAGCGCCAGCGGCAGGAGCAGGAGGAGGAGGAGCAGGAGGAGGAUCCGUCAUUAACUUUGGAUCGUGACCUGGCAUCGCCGCCAGUAGCAUCACCAUCACCGGUAGCACCGCCAGUAGCAGCAGCAGCAGCAGCUUUACCGGCAUCACCGCCAGCACUGGCAUCACCGCCAGCAGCACCACCAGCAGCAGCAGCAGCAGCACCGCCAGUAGCAUCAGCAGCAGCAGGAGGAGGAGCAGCAGCAUCAGCAGCACCGGCAUCGCCGGCAUCACCGCCGGCGGCAGCGGCCGCUGCGACGUCUGUGGGUGGCUGCGGUGAAGAAUCGUGGUUGCUGCAUGGUGGUGUUGGUGGUGCCACUGGUGGUGGUGAUGGUGGUGGUGGUGCCACUGGUGGUGGUGGAAGAACCCCCAGCCAGCCCCAGCCACGGACGGUGACGCCGCCGCCGCCCCCCCCCCUCCACGGCACGGAGGGGCCCCCCACGGAGAGGCGGAGGAGGAAGUGCGUCAAGUCGCCGGUGGUGGAGGUGGACGAGGAUGAGGAGUUGAUGGAGGAGUUGAUGGAGGAGGCGGAGGUGGAGGCAGUGGCUCGCACGGGAGGCAGGAGGAGGCGGAAGAGGAGGAUGGUGGCAUUUGUGGUGAAGGCCCUCGCUUCGAGAGCGAGCGGGAAGGACGCAAAGCAGAACUUCUCGUGGCACCGCCGCACGUAG